GGCAACGCCGGCAGCACCGGACCGGCUAUGGCAGGCGGCGGCGCGACCCCGCCGGCUCCCCCCCGGCCCUGGAGCCGUCUCCACGCCGCGGCCGCGCGGUGCAGCCGCGACCACCAGAGUGUCCGAUGCGUUCCUCCCCCGCCAGCUCCCGUUGCGGUGGCUCAGCCUCUACCUCCGUGCAGGGCCCCCCCACAGCCGGAACGGCCCCCGGAGCCGUGGCCGCGGAGCUGGGCGAGCCCCAGGAAGGAAUCGGUGCAUCGGAUCCAGGGACGGAUCGAGUGCCCGCACAGCGCUGCCACCAACGGCGGUUACUCCCGAAAGGAGAACGGCGGCUUCUUCUGCCCGUAGGACCCCGCAAUAAAGCGCGGAGCGGAGCCGGCCUGAGUGCGCGGCCGCGUGGUUGGGGGCGGCGGGCGGAUCAGAAUCGCCUGCGCUCAGGGGCCGGCCGGGGCCAGGCCUCGCCUAUCUGAUCGACUCAUCCCGCCCGCCCGCCGCACAGCGCCAGCGGCUUCGCGGCUCCGUUCUUCUCAUCUCGGCCGGGGCCGAUCGAAUAAGAUCAAUGUGUAGGGAGAGGGCGGCACGCGC
Tympanuchus pallidicinctus (lesser prairie-chicken) is the source of this 585-nucleotide messenger RNA. It is a transcript of the gene CFAP276, whose product is annotated as cilia and flagella associated protein 276. NCBI's taxonomy places the organism in Eukaryota, Metazoa, Chordata, Aves, Galliformes, Phasianidae. The record is from RefSeq and is a predicted model, not a curated record.